ACUUUAAAGUGGAUUAGGUUUAAAAUUGGAGGGCAAAUCUCCUGACAUUAAUCACUACUACUAAGUGUUUGAAGGUUUUCGUUUUCUUUUGUUAUCUCGGAAACCAAGUGUUGAACUUUCAUUAGGAGUGAAUAUAUUUUUCCUAUAAUGUUUCAACACACAAUUAUUGUUCCCCAAAAGUGUGUGUGUAUAUAUAUAUUCCAACAUCAGAAAAAUCUGAACCGUUCAUCCUUGUGCAUCUCUUGUUGUCAUUUGGUCCAGCUGAUAUGUGGCUCAGGAGUUAUGAUCAGUUCCGAGGUUUACGUUACACAACUUAUAACGGCACAGACUAUUCCGUUGCGAUGCGCAGAUACAAACAUUUCCGUUAUUAAUUCGUGCCGGUAUAUUUUCUUCCGUUAUGCGGAGCCGAUAUGUUGAAGCGAUACCGAGGUUUAUUAGGGCUCCGAGUCACGCAACCUCCGUUUUCCGAUGGACCGAUGGAUGGGGAGAGAGGCGGGAAGGUAUAAAGAAGAGAAGAGAGAGCCACUUCGCCCUCCAAAGCCUACCCAUAGUUUGACCCUCCGUAGAAUACAUCGGGGAUUAGGGCCCGGAAGUGGGGGGUUUUAGGAGGAGAAAGCGAGGAUGCCGAUGGACGCGGCGGUGUUGGAUGAUAUCAUAGGGCGGCUUCUGGUGGCCAAGGGGGUGCAGGCGGCCAAGAGCGCGCGGGUGACGGAUGCGGAGAUCCGGCAGCUCUGCGUCGCGUCGAAGGAGAUCUUUGUCAGGCAGCCCAAUCUGCUGGAGCUCGAGGCCCCCAUCAAGAUUUGCGGAGAUAUUCAUGGUCAGUACACUGAUCUUCUUCGGCUUUUUGAAUAUGGUGGAUACCCACCACAUGCAAAUUAUUUGUUCCUUGGGGACUAUGUUGAUCGUGGUAAGCAGAGCAUAGAAACUAUAUGCCUGCUCCUUGCAUACAAGAUUAAGUACCCAGAGAACUUCUUCCUUCUAAGGGGUAACCAUGAAUGUGCUUCCAUUAAUCGUAUAUAUGGUUUUUAUGAUGAGUGCAAGAGGAGAUACAACGUUCGCCUAUGGAAAGUCUUUACCGAUUGUUUUAACUGCCUCCCGGUUGCGGCACUUAUUGAUGAAAAGAUACUCUGUAUGCAUGGGGGUCUAUCUCCCGAAUUGAAGAGCUUGGACCAGAUUCGAAAUAUUGCUCGUCCACUGGAUGUUCCAGACCAAGGUCUGCUUUGUGACUUGCUAUGGUCAGACCCUGACAAAGAUAUUGAGGGCUGGGGAGAGAAUGAUAGAGGUGUCUCUUAUACUUUCGGGCCAGACAAAGUAGCUGAGUUUCUUCGGAAGCAUGAUCUAGAUCUCAUCUGCCGUGCCCACCAGGUUGUGGAAGAUGGCUAUGAAUUCUUUGCAAAGCGCCAGCUGGUGACAAUAUUCUCUGCCCCAAACUAUUGUGGGGAAUUUGAUAACGCUGGUGCUAUGAUGAGUGUAGAUGACACUUUGACAUGCUCGUUUCAAAUUCUUAAACCAGCUGAUAAGAAGAAGGGAUUCGGAAAUAAUUUGUUAAAACCAGGAACACCUCCUAGAAAGGGAUAUGUGGUCAUAUGAGGUGGGUUCUACAUUUGGGACCUCGAGAAGCUUGCUGAAUGGCAAUCAAAUUUCCGGGACUGCACGGUGCUCCAGGAGUGCGAGUUUAAGAGAGAAUCUGACACACUAAAAGACCAAUCCAACUUUGCCCCGAUGCCAAAUGUGUGUAGUAAAUUUAGCCAGAGGUGACAAUGUGAUGUUUAGUGGCCUUGUAUAUCUCCAUCCCAACUUGUCCGUGGUCCUUGAAAGGUGUUUGUUUCCUGUUGAAAUUUUAGGUCAUUUUCCUGUUGGAGUCUUUAAAUCUUGGAUUUAUCUACCUUUUUUUCCCUUUA
Musa acuminata AAA Group (dessert banana) is the source of this 1901-nucleotide messenger RNA. Its product is annotated as serine/threonine-protein phosphatase PP1. Gene Ontology annotation, cellular component: cytoplasm; nucleus. The record is from RefSeq and is a predicted model, not a curated record. The transcript has 5 exons. Bases 622 to 1590 code for a protein of 322 amino acids. Gene Ontology annotation, molecular function: protein serine/threonine phosphatase activity. NCBI's taxonomy places the organism in Eukaryota, Viridiplantae, Streptophyta, Magnoliopsida, Zingiberales, Musaceae.